Molecule: messenger RNA, 873 nt
Organism: Melampsora larici-populina 98AG31
Lineage: Eukaryota; Fungi; Basidiomycota; Pucciniomycetes; Pucciniales; Melampsoraceae
Exons: 6
Coding region: 1-873 (290 amino acids)
Source: RefSeq, a predicted model, not a curated record
AUGUGUUGUAGACACAACAACGUCCUGGCCUAUGUGAACGUGGUCCAGAGUGGUGAAAAUGCAGAAGGACCACCUAAAACUACCGGUGUCAUUUACGAUGUCGGUUGCAACCUCGAGAAGGGUAUUAUCCGGGCUGGUAGGAUGAAGUUUGCUGUGGGUGCCUUCCAUUCAUAUGCUCACGCAUAUGGUUGUCAGCUGGCCUAUGACCCUCGAAAAAAUAAAGGUUGGGGCAAGUCUGACGGCAAAGGGUCUGAACGUGUCUGGUGGAAGCUUUCCCCCGAGGUUCCGGCCAAUCGAUACGUUACCAGCUUACACCGAAAGGUUUCUUUGGAUCUCAAGACACAUCACAUGAAUCAUAUUUGUCUGGAGAACGCAGUAAAAUGGUUUAUGUCGAAGUUAAAUGAAUAUGAGAAAGAGCUUGAGGAAAACAUGUCAGUGCUGAAUCACCUACUUGAGGAAGAGGGUAGACUGCCCGAAUACUAUGCAGAUCAAUGGGAUCAACAACGAAAGGCCCAGCUUGAUCUGCUGGGAAAUACUGUCUUGUCGGACUUGACCGGUCAGCUUGAACGUCUGAUAGGGCUUGAAGAGCAGUGUCGUAUACAAAAGCAGCGACUUGAGGAGCUUCGUGAGAAGCGCAGACGAACGCGUACAGAAGAAGAAAACACCGAGCUAGCUAGUCUGCCAGCUAGUUUGGUCUUUUUGGAGGUGGAGAUCAAUGAAGUUGUUGCCGAUCUAGGAAGUCAGGACUUUAGAGACAUUCCUGGGGCACAAGGGGAAGAGCUCGCAUUCGAGUUCGCAUUGCUAAAGCUCGCCUCUACGAAGCCAGGGUUGGAAUUAUCGAAUUGCAGAGGCGUUGGGAUCGCCCAGGCUUAG